Stegodyphus dumicola is the source of this 2664-nucleotide messenger RNA. Its product is annotated as TGF-beta-activated kinase 1 and MAP3K7-binding protein 1-like. Lineage: Eukaryota; Metazoa; Arthropoda; Arachnida; Araneae; Eresidae. Gene Ontology annotation, biological process: protein dephosphorylation. The record is from RefSeq and is a predicted model, not a curated record. Gene Ontology annotation, molecular function: protein serine/threonine phosphatase activity; cation binding.
CAAAGUGAAAAGGUUUAUGAUUUGGUUCUGUUGUUCAGAUGUAGAAAACGAGUGUUUUUCAAAAUUUUAGUUACGUUUUAUUACAGCUUUUGAUUCUUUGGUACUUUACUGAUCAAAAGAAAGAGAACGAAUGAAAUAAUCUAGUGAAUUUUGCUACAAACGACUAUCAUUAUGCCAACUAAGGCAGAAUUUGAUGAUCUCGCAAGUAAUAUGGCAGAUUUGCGCUUGUGCCUGCAAGAGCCUUGCCAUAGUUGGACAGAUGAUUUACCUUAUUGUCCAUUAUCUGGAGUUGGGUUUGCUACAAAUCAAAAGUACAGAGUUGAUGGUUUUAGAAGAGAAGAACAUGCAUUUGAAGAUAAAAGCUUUCACUUCCGAUAUGAUGAAGAUACAUAUUUUUAUGGUGUUUUUGAUGGACAUGUUGGUACUAGAGCUGCUGAUUUUGCUGCCCAGAGAAUGCCUGCUGAAAUUCUUUUGGGUCAACUAAAAGGCAAAGAGAAUGACUAUGAUGUGAGAGAAGUAUUGCAUCAAGCAUUUCUAGCUGUUGAGAAGAGUUUCUUUGAAUCUAUAGAUGAUCUUCUAGCCGAAAAGGAAAAGCUACGUCUACAGUUACAGGGCUUACGAACCAUUGAAGCUAUUAGUCAGUUUCCUGAUGUAGUUCAGAGGCUUAAAUUGGUUACAGAAGAAAUUCAGAGUGGAACUACUGCAGUUGUAGCUCUCAUUUUAAAAAAUAAAUUGUAUAUUGCUAAUGUAGGUGAUUGUAGAGCUGUUCUUUGUAAAGAAGACAAAGAUGGAAAAACAUGUAUAUGUCAGCUAAGCUCUGAUCAUACAUUUACCAAUGAAGAUGAACUCUUAAGAAUGUCACACAUAGGUGUAGAUAUCUCCAAACUUAAACAGGAAUCAAAAGUUGGACUUCUGAAUCAUACACGUUGCAUAGGGAAUUACACAGUGAAAGGAGGAUAUAAGGAAUUUGAUAAUUUUAGUGAAGCAGAAGAGGAACCUAUUAUUGCUGAGCCUAACAUAGUUGGGGGGAUAAAAAUAGAUGAAAAAUGCAAGUUUCUUUUGCUCAUGUCAGAUGGUUUAUACAGAUCCUUAGAGGAAGCAACUGGAGCUGUAAAUGCAAAUGCUGUUCUAGUCAAUAUAUUACUCGAGCAAUUUGCUGAGCAGUCAACAUUAAAUGGUGUAGCUCAAGCAGUAGUUGACAAAGUUGUGCGUAUUCAUCAUGAUGCAUUUAUGCAAGACACACGAACUCCAAAACGGUGUCAAAAUCGUGAUGAUAUUACUUUAUUAGUGCGGAAUUUCAACUAUCCACUUCGAAAUGCCCAUACAAGCUCUCCAAGUAUUUCUAAUCAAAUACCAGUUGUAAAUGAACAGAAGAAGCAGAAUAUUUCUGAAAAUAAUACAUUGUCUGAUGUGCGAUCACUAGAGAGUUCAUAUGUAAAAAGUUCCCAUGAAAGUGAAACUCAAUCUAUAUUUAUGAAUGAUGGUACAUCUUUAACUACCAGUUCAGAGUCAGGCCCACAACUUUUAUUUCAAUCUGCAAAUAAUAUAUCUUUAGAUGAAGAUGGUAGAGUCAAGCCAUAUGUUGAUUUUUCUGAUUUUUUUGCAGCUGUUGAGGAAGCAUAUAAAGCUGGACUAGUUCCAGAAGAUUGGUUAAGGCCAAAUUCUUGAUUAUAUGUAUAUAUUCAACAUUGCUUUUUCCCUUUGAUAGGGUUUAUCUAAUGUGUAAAUAUUUUUAUUGGAUAUUGUUUAUUAAGAGAAAAUAUUUGAAAAACAAAAAUGGCUUCUUUUGUGAGCAUUUUACCUAUGGAAAUUACCUUUAUCUUUUAUAUAAUCAGUAACAUUUUACAGACAUGAGUACCACAUUAAUAGAAAUUUUUCAUUGAUCAUAUACUGAUAAAGUGAACUUAGCAUUCAAUAAAUGAACCCUUUUUCUUUUCAGCUCUGUACAAUAUUCAGAAAUAUAUUUGCUUAAUUUCUCGUUAGGUUUAUUUCAGUACAAAAGCAUAUUUUAAACAAUGUUAUUAUAAUAAUUAAUGUGCUUUUAUCUCUUAAAUUCAUGUAUAAAUUUUAUUAUUAUCUAAUACACUAAAUUCUUAUUAAAUAAUUACUUUAAUGUAUCUGGCCCUUUCAUACUAACGUUUUAUUGGCCCUCGGGUUGUACCACACUAUUUUAGGGGAUGGAUCAUCUGUUAAUUUCAGAUGAUUGACUAGAGAAUACAAGAUUUCUCCCUCGGUAAAGAAUACAAGUAGGCAGUUUUGGAAAUAAGUCUACACAGUUGGUGAAGGGGGGUGAAUAUUUCUAUUGCCAGUUUUAGACACAAAACACUUACCUUUGGAAUGAAAAUACCCACUGGUUCUACAGGGCCUGAGGGUCCCAUGGGCCUGAUAAUGCAUGAAAAAGGGUCUUCAAGAUAUGUUAGUACUUUACUUAUAAUUACGAAUUUCUCAGAAAAAAAUGUCUAAAAUUAAAAAAGGAAAUGUGCAGUAUUCUUUUUCUUUCACAUUUUAAAUCCAUAAAAAUAUUUUGAAUUAAAAAACAUUAAAAGAAUUAAUACUGUUAUAAGUAUGAAGUGAGGUUAAAUUUUAACAAACCAUUCACUGUACCCCAUGCUAAUAUUUUAUGUUUGAAUGUUUCUAUUGUAAAUAAAUUUAUUGAUUAUGUUA